AUGGCCGAAUCAUACUCCCUCGCGACCCGCGUCAAGCUCAACAAUGGGCUCACGAUGCCGCAGAUCCAUCUGGGUGUAUAUCUGAUGUCUGGAAACGAAGCUUCAAGAGCUGUUCAAUAUGCGUUGGAGGCUGGAUACCGAGCGUUCGACUCAGCGCAGAUGUAUCAUAAUGAAAGAGAUGUUGGGAAUGCGAUUUCGAGCUAUUUGAAGGCGCAUCCGGAGCUUAAGAGGGAGGAUAUACAUUAUACGUCGAAGCUGGCGAGUAAUAGUGAUUAUGAUAGGGCGAGGAAGAGCAUCAAGAAUAGUGUCAAGGAGUGUGGACUUGGAUAUAUUGAUCUUUUCUUGCUGCAUAGUCCGUACGGUGGGAAGCAAGCGAGAUUAGACAGUUGGAGAGCUGUCGAGGAUGCUAUUCAGGAUGGUGAGGUUAGGAUUGGUGGUGUUAGCAACUACGGUCCGAAACAUAUCGAUGAACUCCUCGCGAGCAACCCUCGCAUCAAACCCGCCGUAAACCAAAUCGAAGUCCACCCCUUCAACACUCGAACCAACAUCACCGACCACUGCAAGAAAAACGACAUCAUAGUCGAAGCCUACGCACCUCUCGCUCGAGCCCUACGAAUGAACAAUCCGACAAUCGUCGAACUCGCCAAGAAAUACAGCUGCACCUCAGGACAACUCCUGGUACGAUGGAGUCUCCAGCACGGAUUCGUGCCUCUCCCAAAAAGCGUGCGCAAAGAACGUAUCGUCGAAAACGCCAACAUCGGGUUCUUCCAAAUUGAGGACGAAGACAUGAAGCGAAUGGAUGCGUUGGACGAGUAUCUCGUGACGGAUUGGGAUCCCGUCGAUGCCGAUUAG
Molecule: messenger RNA, 852 nt
Organism: Zasmidium cellare ATCC 36951
Lineage: Eukaryota; Fungi; Ascomycota; Dothideomycetes; Mycosphaerellales; Mycosphaerellaceae
Exons: 3
Coding region: 1-852 (283 amino acids)
Molecular function (GO): oxidoreductase activity
Source: RefSeq, a predicted model, not a curated record